GAGGAAUUGAUACGUAAUUGUAAGGCCAAAUUUCCAUUAUAAUAGCUUGACUCCACAAAUAUUUACACCCAUAUGCAUUCAUAGAUAGAAUAAUAUAUAAAUAUAAUGGCGGAAUUUACAUCCACCACCACUAACACUAACAGUAACAGCGGUCUCAGGUUGAAAGCCAAAGUAGCCAUAGUCACCGGAGGUGCAAGUGGCAUCGGCGAAGCGACGGCGCGUGUGUUCGCGGAGCAAGGCGCGCGUAUGGUGGUGCUCGCAGACAUCCAAGACGAGCUUGGGAAUCAGGUGGCUGCGUCCAUUGGAACCCAGCGGUGCACCUACAUCCACUGCGACGUGGCAGACGAAGAACAAGUUCAAAACCUCGUCCAAUCAACGGUCGACGCUUACGGACAAGUGGACAUAAUGUUCAGCAACGCUGGGAUCCUUAGUCCCUCCCAACAGACGGUGCCCGAACUGGACAUGUCCCAACUAGACAGGCUGUUCGCGGUCAACGUACGGGGAAUGGCGGCGUGCGUGAAACACGCGGCGCGUGCGAUGUUGGAGGGGCGCGUGAGGGGAAGCAUAGUGUGCACGGCGAGCGUGGGUGGGAGCCACGGUGGGCCAAAUGCGACGGACUACAUAAUGUCGAAGCACGCGGUGUUGGGGUUGAUGCGUUCGGCGAGCGUGCAGCUUGCGGAACACGGGAUAAGAGUGAACUGCGUCUCACCCAAUGGGUUGGCAACGCCGUUGACUUGUAAACAGCGAGGGAUGAGCGAGGAGGAGGGGCAAGAGGUUUACCGGAAAUACGCGAGAUUGCAAGGAGUGGUGCUCACGCCCAAACACGUGGCAGACGCCGUGUUGUUUCUCGUCUCUGAUGACUCCGCCUUUGUCACUGCCCUUGAUCUUAGGGUCGACGGUGGCUUUACUUUGCCUAGUAUAUCAAUUUCAAAUUCUAUACUAUUGUAAGACAUUGAAGCUCUUGCCAAUUUAUGAGCAACAACAUUGGCUUAUAUAUUGAGUUUUAGCAAUAAUGUGACAUGAGCCUACAAUUUCAAAUCUGAGUUGGUUGUAACACCUCUUUCACUUCUGGCUUGCAAUUAAUUAACUUCAUUGAUCAUGUUAUGGUAACCAAGCUCUUCAUUCCAUUUAAGUCCCUGGAGAAGACCCCAUGCCUCAGUUUCUUUUUAAUUUGGAUUUGGAGUGCCUGUCUACCAUUGCCAUUGAGGCUUAGCUUGAAUGAAUCUUCCAGACUCCCUA
This is a messenger RNA of Glycine soja, 1239 nucleotides long. RefSeq names its product (-)-isopiperitenol/(-)-carveol dehydrogenase, mitochondrial-like. Lineage: Eukaryota; Viridiplantae; Streptophyta; Magnoliopsida; Fabales; Fabaceae. The transcript has a single exon. The record is from RefSeq and is a predicted model, not a curated record. The coding region runs from base 106 to 948 and encodes 280 amino acids.